AUGGGUAUUCCUUUCGACUACGCGCCCGAGAGGCCAGAGCACAUUGACGCCAUCCUGAACGGACUCGACCGCUACAACCCCGAAACGACGACAGUUUUCCAGGACUACGUCUCGUCGCAAUGCGAAAACCAGACCUACGACUGCUACGCCAACCUGGCCCUGCUCAAGCUCUACCAAUUCAACCCCCACCUCGGCCGUGAAGAGACCAUCACCAACAUCCUCGUCAAGUCUCUGACCGUCUUCCCCUCCCCCGACUUCAGCCUCUGCCUCGCCCUCCUCCCUCCUCACGUCCUCGCCCCCAACCCCGCCGCCAACUCCCUCGCCGAAGCAGUCCAAAAGCUCAACACCCUCCACAGCCAAUUGAUCGGCGCCUCGUACGACCAAUUCUGGUCCUCGCUGGACGGCGAUGACCUCUACGCCGACUUGAUCGCCGAUGUCCAGGGCUUUGAAGAGUUGAUGCGCGUGCGCCAGGCUGUUGUUAUCAGCCAGACCAUGCAGAGUGUUGACCGUGCCGUCCUUGAGUCGUGGCUCAACCUCAACGGUGAGGCCUUCGACAAGUUUGUCAAGGAGGUUUGCGGAUGGACUGUUGAGGGUAGCACCGUCAGCAUUCCUCUGAACAAGGAGAAUGAGGCCAGAGGAACCGUCGUGCGCGAGAAUGUCAAGUUUGACCAAUUCUCAAGAAUGAUCAAGAGAGCAUACGAGCAACCCGCAUAAACAAAUGGGACAGAAACGUAUUUGGUGACACUGAUACGAAAGCAUGGCGUUCUACGGAUUUUUCUAAUAGAGCGUACGACAAAAGCUCAGGGAUAUUUGGUGGGCAACACUUCAAACAAAAAGUCGUAGUCACACCUUUUUGUGUUCGUGGCAUUAGAACGAGAAGCAUGAGAAAUAGUAUGCUUCUUUUCAAAAACUAGAAGAACAAACAAUGACAAAUGACCGUCAAUG
Molecule: messenger RNA, 945 nt
Organism: Aureobasidium pullulans EXF-150
Lineage: Eukaryota; Fungi; Ascomycota; Dothideomycetes; Dothideales; Saccotheciaceae
Product: eukaryotic translation initiation factor 3 subunit K
Exons: 3
Coding region: 1-714 (237 amino acids)
Biological process (GO): regulation of translational initiation
Cellular component (GO): eukaryotic translation initiation factor 3 complex; cytoplasm
Molecular function (GO): translation initiation factor activity; ribosome binding
Source: RefSeq, a predicted model, not a curated record